Molecule: messenger RNA, 4729 nt
Organism: Nerophis ophidion (straightnose pipefish)
Lineage: Eukaryota; Metazoa; Chordata; Actinopteri; Syngnathiformes; Syngnathidae
Gene: nmt2
Product: N-myristoyltransferase 2
Exons: 12
Coding region: 102-1580 (492 amino acids)
Biological process (GO): N-terminal peptidyl-glycine N-myristoylation
Cellular component (GO): cytoplasm
Molecular function (GO): glycylpeptide N-tetradecanoyltransferase activity
Source: RefSeq, a predicted model, not a curated record
AGAUGGUGCUGUUUCUCCCUCAUCCGCUACCCUUUGUUUUUUCCGCCUGUCGCCCCUAGCUGCAAUCUCUAUCUUCUUGGCCAUUUUUAAAAAGCGUUUUAAUGAUGGCGGAGGACAGCGAGUCUGCCGCCAGCCAACAGAGCCUGGAGCUGGAUGACCAGGACACCUGCGGGAUAGACGGGGACAACGAGGAGGAGAACGAGAACACGCAAGGUAGUCCCGGUGGAGAUUUGGGGGCUAAGAGGAAAAAGAAGAAGCAAAAGAGGAAGAAAGAGAAGCCAAGCUCUGGGGGAGCCAAGUCGGACUCUGCCUCAGACUCCCAGGAGAUCAAGAAUCCUGGUUUGCCCAUUCAGAAGCUUCAGGACAUCCAAAGAGCCAUGGAGUUGUUGUCCUGUCAGGGCCCAGCAAAGAGUGUUGAUGACGCAACAAAGCACAAGUACCAGUUUUGGGACACACAGCCAGUGCCAAAAUUAAAUGAGGUGGUAACAGGCCACGGCCCGAUCGAAGCUGACAAGGAGAACAUCAGGCAAGAGCCCUAUUCCUUACCUCAAGGCUUCAUGUGGGACACUUUGGAUCUCAGCAAUGCGGAUGUUCUGAAGGAGCUGUACACGUUGUUGAACGAGAACUACGUGGAGGACGACGAUAAUAUGUUUAGAUUUGAUUAUUCACCAAACUUCCUCAAAUGGGCUUUACGUCCACCUGGUUGGUUACCUCAGUGGCACUGUGGCGUGCGAGUUUCCUCAAAUAAGAAGCUUGUCGGCUUCAUCAGUGCAAUUCCUGCUGAAAUACGCAUUUAUGACAUGUUGAAGAGGAUGGUCGAAAUCAACUUCCUGUGUGUCCACAAGAAGCUGCGUUCAAAGCGAGUAGCGCCGGUGCUUAUCAGAGAGAUCACACGACGGGUGAACCUGGAAGGAAUUUUUCAGGCGGUGUACACGGCAGGAGUCGUACUACCUAAACCAGUGUCAACGUGCAGAUACUGGCAUCGCUCUUUAAACCCAAGAAAGCUUGUGGAGGUCAAAUUCUCCCAUCUGAGCAGAAACAUGACCCUGCAAAGAACGAUGAAACUCUACAGACUACCAGAUAGCAUAAAGACUGGGGGGUUGCGGCCGAUGGAGAGGCGUGACAUCCGGCAGGUGACCGAGCUGCUGCAGAAGUUCCUGAAACGUUUUCAGCUGGCGCCUUCUAUGAGUGAAGUAGAAGUUGCCCACUGGUUCCUACCACAGGAAAACAUCAUUGACACAUAUGUUGUAGAGGGUUCUAGUGGCAUCCUGACAGACUUUGCUAGUUUCUACACAUUGCCCUCUACUGUGAUGCAUCACCCCCUCCAUAGGAGCUUGAAAGCCGCAUACUCCUUUUACAACGUUCACACACAAACGCCGCUGCUGGACCUAAUGAAUGAUGCCCUCAUCCUUGCCAAACUGAAAGGCUUUGAUGUGUUCAAUGCUUUGGAUUUAAUGGAGAAUAAAGUAUUUCUGGAUAAGCUCAAGUUUGGUAUUGGUGAUGGAAAUCUGCAGUAUUAUCUAUACAACUGGAAGUGUCCCCCAAUGGAACCUGAUAAGGUCGGCCUCGUCCUUCAAUAGCCCGUGUCUGUGGGCCUGCUACACACACACACGCACACACACACACACACACACCUAUACGCACACACACGAGGAUGUAGACACAACCUCUGGCAGUGCCGAACUUGCAUACACACACAGACCAUCUUUGAGCCAGAAUUUGAACACGACAACCUGCCCUGCUACUGGGGAGCUCUUGAAGCAUCUGGCUCUUGAAGGAGGAUGACUCAUCAUUCUGAAUGUGAACAUCAUGGUAUGGCUGAGAUGCUCCAAAACAGCUCUCCUUUUGAAAGGAACCCAUGUGGCAUGCACAGAGGAUGCCUUUUGACAUGUCAAUCAAAACCAGUAAGUAAAGAUGCGAUAUGUAAUUAGUUGCUUUUCUAUUUUCUUCUUCGAAAGAAGUUAUGUUGUCCCCAAAUACUUCUGCUUCUUAGCAGUGGAAAGGUUCUUAUUUCAAUGGCUGCUGCAGUGUAUAUAUUUUCUUUGUUGGUUACUUUGGAUUUGAUUAUGUUCUGGGUACAAUUAGACAUGUUGAGUAGUUUCAGGGAUGACUUGUACACUUUCAUCCAUUCUUGAAACCGAUUGCUGCAUUGGCAUUGAUAUUUUAACAAAAAACAAAAAAAUCGCAUGCCAUUCAAAACUUACUUAACAUUUUUGUUUGUUUGAAUGAAGAAUGUAUUCCAUUUAUGAAGCACAAUUUUUUGAGUUAAUGAAAGUUUUUGAGGCGGAAACGUAUUUGAAAACGUGCUACUAAACGGUACAUGUAAAGAGUGAAAGUGCGCUGCCAAUCUUGUUACACUGCAUUGAGCUCGCCUUCAAAGUGUACGUUUCCAUUCACAACCAGAAACACCUCCAGCAUCCUGUUUGUAAAACAAAUAGCUAACAAACGUUAUCACCCACAAAUGAGCAAAUUCUGUCUUCCCGUUGUGCUUUGAGACAGUAUUUAGUCAGUGACUUUCAGAGAAAAGAGCAUUUACACCUUUAUUACUAGAAGCUGCCCCAGUAUGGCUGCAAAUGUGGAUCAUUUCUUUUUGUCGUUGUUCCUAUCACUGUUCUCAUUCCCUCUUCAAAGAUUCCUUACCAAGAGAGUUAUGCGUUUCUGGGGAAUUAUGCUGUUUGAUUGAUUCCAGUUUCUUUCUUCAAUACUGAAUUAUUUUUUCUGCCAUGCAACUCUAAAUGCAUAGAAGUUAAAAUAUACCAAAUUCACCUUUUAACAAUCCAGACAACCUGAAAAUUGUGACAAUUCAUUGGAAAAGUUGCAAUCUAUUUGAGAUGUUUAAUGCUAAAGAUGUGUUCAUGCAGCACCACUUCAACUGAUGCUGGGCUCCUCUCUGUUUAAAUGAAGAAAAGCAGUCUGCUUGUUUCUUUUUAAGUGACAGGUGAACUUUACCACACUGACAUUGAUUGGCUGGCGGAGUCUCAAAUGUGUUGCCUGCAUCUGUGUGAAUGUUGCUGCUAUGAUUGUAUCGUGUUACUAGUGAGAACUCAACCCCCACCCCCCAAGUUCCUGCCUUACUUGGAAUAUUUUCGAUUUUUCAGACUUGCUAAACUAAAGGGGGUAAGGUGUACUUUAGAAACCACACAUACAGCUUUAUCAAACUGAAGGUCAAUAUUUUUAUUCAAAUCCAUUGUAAGAUGUGAGAUGGAAGGACGUGUACCAGCAUCAUUUACACAACAUGAGCCCAUGCAAAUAAUAUGUUUCAAUGCACACACCGCCUAUACCAGCAUGGACAUUUGAAUAAAUUCACUUUACAAAAUCAUCAAGGAGCAUUUUUUUUUUACAUGUGUUACCCCUCACAGAAAAGUUUUGGUGUUGCUUGAAAAUCGCAAAAUACAUCAUCGCCAGUCAUAGUUUAAAGUCAUACCCUAACUUCUUUGUUGGGGUUUCAAAUGAAAAAAUAACAUUGGAGAUUAUCUGUUUAACCUCUGAAUUUAACAGUUAUAAAUAUAAAAAUUGAAGCAAAUUUUAUUUGACACUUUGGUGUGGUAGCUCAUGACCCCUUCAUUGAAACUUGUUAUUAUUCUGCUUUUGAAUACAGAAUCCAAAUAUGUAUUUUCCACCAUACUAUGUUUGUGUGGUCUCUAUUCCUGUUACUGUUAAGUAUAAAUGGCACCAAAACUGGAUGGGGAGGACAAUGUUGACUCUGCAAUUUUCAGCCUUUUGGAGAAAUACUCCUUUCACACAGUGCUGGCAUUUUUCCACCUUCUAACACACCUGCUGAUCUCCUGUAUUAUUGACACAAACACAACACACAAUGUUCUGCUUUUGAUUAAGGUAUCAAAAGUAGUAUUUUUUCACCAUACUUGUGUGGGCUAACAAAAAAGACUUCUACCCUGACACAAACGGCAAAAUGGCGACAAACAGACUUAUAGGAAUUUAUUUGCCUCUCUUUGCUUUCAGCUUUUUGUUUGCAGGGUUGGGAACUAUUCUUUUCACUGUAAGUGGGUGCAGUGUGAAGGAUGAGGCAGACUCUUCACACUCUGGGUCCAACUUUCUUUUCUGGCUCGCUCUCUUGCUUCUCUCUGGUUGUGAUGCCACACUCGCAGUCUCACCUUGUAGCCAGGCAACAUCGAUUGAGGGAACCUUGGGUAUGAUGGCUUCCACGGUGUCAGUAAAACCUUCACUCCUGAACCCCAAUGCUAGGACACUCUUCAGGCCCAGCUGUUGCGCCACACUUUCGCUUAGCCGGGGCAACUGGCAGGCAGGGAUUCCUCUUGUGGCGCUCAGCGCCAUCAGGUGAUGAGUCAUGUGCUUUGGCUUGACAGACUUGCACACUAAAACCAGUUUGAGUUGGUUCCUCUCCAGAGCUUUGGUAACCUCGUUGAUGCCCACAGCUAGUUGUCUUCUCGCCACUACAUCUGUCCAGCCACUCUUAGGAGAAUCUUUCGUAUCCAGGUCUUUGCUCGUCUCUGGGACAGGAUCUGACAUAGAUGAGGGAGUUUUACCUCUGCCUUUUUUCUUCCACGGGCGAAAAACUUUUGGCUCUUUCUUUUCCAAACCCAUUGAAGUUAGUUUUUCUCUUAAGGUAGCCAGGAUGAAAUGUAUGUCUUGUUGAGGAAGUGGCCUCCAAUGCCGUGUGAAAGGGCAGGAGAAGGAGGUUUUGGGUGGAAUAGCUUUUAUUUUGGCCUUUUUGCCGCCUGACUUGCCUGGCGUAGACAUUUAUUCACUG